AUGUUUCUCCUGAACUCUUCCGACCCAAUUGCUUUUUUCCUGGGAUUGGGGGUUCAGAUUAUUUUCUCUGGCCAGAGAAUAUCCAGCUCGAUGCACCUGAAACCGGAUGUUAUUGCGCACGCGUUGCACGGGAUCGUCGCAAAUAAUAUUCGAUCCGACGAGCAGAUAAACCUUUUCGUGACGGCUUGUACAGCAAAGGAAGGUUUAUAUCUUGAUAUACCGGAAACUGAGGAAACCGAGGAAAUCGAAGCAAUAACAACUCUGCGGCGAUUCUUUGACGAGAUCAUCGCGAUCAAUACCCUUCCACUACAACCCAGCAACGAGCUUCGCGAGUAUGCAAGGCUGAGGUUCCGAAUGUUUAAUCACCGCUCAUCCAUGCGUCUUGUGUUCCCAGCACCAAUCAACAUUUUGCUUGUCCUUCACGAUAUCGAGGCCUUGGUUGUCGAAGCAUCAAUGCCCGAAAGCCUAAGUAAAGAUGAUACUGUUCGCAAGCUUUCAGAAAAAAUUGCUUCGACUGCUGGUUUCUUACGAUUACUUACGAGAGAUCUAUGGGUUGAGUCGCCGGAAGCCCUCAAGUGUGUUACUGGAAAAUUCAAUCUGUACGGACAGAUGGUGAUGGUAAGCCAGGGCCUAGAGAUGGCGAUUAAUAUUGGGCAACUUUCUGCAUUUGAUGGUUCUUUAUCUGUUUUUCGUGAAUCGUUGAAGCAGCAGAUAGAAGAUAUGAGGGUUUUUUGCGACUGAUGGUAGGGAAGCACCAUAACUGUGUGGAUGUACAGCAGUAUUUGAUAGCGUAACAUAAUUACAGUUUUAAAAUCAUUGCAUGUCAGAAAGAUAAAUUUGCACUAUAUUCACUGGGUCCAAAAACUUUAGUGCUC
Aspergillus pseudonomiae is the source of this 875-nucleotide messenger RNA. RefSeq lists its product as uncharacterized. The coding region runs from base 1 to 741 and encodes 246 amino acids. The record is from RefSeq and is a predicted model, not a curated record. Lineage: Eukaryota; Fungi; Ascomycota; Eurotiomycetes; Eurotiales; Aspergillaceae. The transcript has a single exon.